Messenger RNA from Daldinia caldariorum, 1348 nucleotides. RefSeq names its product alpha/beta-hydrolase. The transcript has a single exon. Lineage: Eukaryota; Fungi; Ascomycota; Sordariomycetes; Xylariales; Hypoxylaceae. Gene Ontology annotation, biological process: proteolysis. The record is from RefSeq and is a predicted model, not a curated record. Bases 498 to 1205 code for a protein of 235 amino acids. Gene Ontology annotation, molecular function: serine-type peptidase activity.
UCCUGCGCUUGUGAUUUGUGUAUCGUUUAUUCAGCUCGGACGAAAGGCCUUUUAGGCUACUACGAGGAACUAUGAAAAGCCUUCAUAUUGGCUUAUUUUGAACGCGAGUCGCCGUAUUAUUAUAAUGAUAAAAUGAUCAUGUCUUCUUACAGAAUGCUCGCUCUUCUCGGGAUGGAUAACUGAUUCUCAUAUGAGGAGUGGCAUGAAUAUUCUAGACAUUUAUAUUCGGUUAAUAGAGUAAAGGGAAAAAAGAAAAAAAAAAAGCCCCCAAGCCAAGUUAUGUAGCCGACAAUGGUGGCUGAGGUUCCACCACCACCACCAAGUUUCUCUUGACAAAAUAUUAGCCAGUCUUACCACCUAUUUCCUUAUUAGCAUAGAAUUCGUACCGCUUCCUGUCAUUUUUCUGACGGCUUUCUCGAAUUCACAAUCCUGAAGCCUCUAAACUACUUACCUGACCUAGGUAUCUUCUAUUUACUAGCUAGCUCGUUCCAACAAAUAUGAUCCUAGAACUAAAGCUCGAUUUCUACCCCGCAUCGAACCCCAGCCGUACAGGGGUCCUCGUACUCCCAGGCGGCGGGUAUGAUUUUAUUUCCAUGGAGAAGGAAGGGAUAGCCCCAGCACGAUGGCUCAACGAUCGCCAGUUAGAUGCGUGGGUACUCUCGUAUACGACCGCCGGCCCGUCCAACCCGGCGCCCAUAUAUCCGGCUCCGCAGCGCGAGGCCCUGGAAGCGGCGCGGCAGAUCCGGGCGUCGGGGCGCGUCGACAGGCUAGGAAUAUGGGGAUUCAGCGCCGGCGGACAUCUCGCAGCAGUGACGGCGACGGAUCCCGCUGCGGAUCUGGAUUUUGCCAUCCUUGCUUAUCCGGUUAUCAGCAUGGCGGCGGGGACCACCCACGAGCGCUCGCGGCGCAACCUUAUCGGCGAUGGGCGCGGGGCCGGGAGUGACGUCGAGAAUGCCAUGUGUGCCGAGAAGCGCAUAGAUGGAAACACGCCGCCUACGUUCCUGUUUCAUACUGCAAAUGACGACGUGGUGCCGGUGCAGAACACCUUGGGGUUUGCCGUGGCGAUGGCAAAGUACGAAAGACCCUUUGAACUUCUUAUCAUUCCGGAUGGUCCCCAUGGGAUAGGGUUGGCAUUGGGUGAUGAACGGUUGGGUUGGACCGGUGAACUGGACAAGUGGCUGAAGAUUUCUGCCUUAAAAAAUUAAACUAUUCCGUGGAGAAUCAUUUAUAUAGUUUGUGCUCUGAUGCUCACCAGGCCGGGACUUGUCUAAUUAAGAAUAUAAUUAGAUGUCAACAAGACUCAAGAUGCUUAACUGCGGCACUCUAGUCACGUAACUGUAUGCAAAUA